Messenger RNA from Desarmillaria tabescens, 10530 nucleotides. RefSeq lists its product as uncharacterized. Gene Ontology annotation, cellular component: membrane. The record is from RefSeq and is a predicted model, not a curated record. The transcript is spliced from 29 exons. Bases 1 to 10530 code for a protein of 3509 amino acids. Gene Ontology annotation, biological process: fermentation. Lineage: Eukaryota; Fungi; Basidiomycota; Agaricomycetes; Agaricales; Physalacriaceae.
AUGUCCAUUCCCUUUUCCCAAUUCCCCGCCACGCCCUUGACUGUGAACUGGCGAGUGGAACAGGACGGACUCGUGAAGGACGGGAACCGAGAAAUACCUAUCUUUCUCCCUGGUCUUACUCUCCAUGCGUUGUCCUUUUUCCUGUCGCCGUCAAUAUGGGCUCUAUUUUGUCGCUACUUCAUGCAGCAGCAGUGCGUCCGACCAAGAGACUUUGAUACACAUACCCCACGGUCAUUGGGCGUCUGGCUCGGGCUCAUUACCGUCAUCAACGCAUUCAGUGUCUACCCGCAUGCGACGGAGGGGGCGUCCCAGGGGAGGACAGUUAUCUUGGACUUUAUUGGACUCAAUUAUGUGCCGUCGAAACUCCAACUCCUCUCACUUGACUUGUUCAUUAUGUGCCUCCAGAUGCUCUUGGUGUUCAUCGCGUACGAGAUCCAUGUCAUCGAGAACACGAAUUCAGUCGACACGCUACUCCCUAUACCCUCACCCUCCGAUUCGCCGACCUUGCCAUUAUCCACUAGCGCAGCGGAGUCAUUUGAUGCUCCCGAACCGUCGAAAGCCAGGACAUCCACGUCCUGCCCACACGUCAUGGAAAUAACAUUCUCUCAAUUUCUAAGACGUUUGCGGGAAACUCCUCCCAAUAAUCAAACAAACAGACGUGACGGUUUACCCAUGCCUAAUCUGACGCCUUGGUCAUUGAGAAUGAGGGCAAUGCGGACCCGAACCAGAAUUGAUUUAGAGGAAAGAAGGGAUGAGGAAGCAGCUCCUGGAACUAGGACAGUUCCAGGGAGUAUUGACAAUGGACAUGUUGACGAGUCGUUGUCGAGUGCACCGCGAGACGACGUAGAGGUCUUUCGACCAUGGUCGUUGAGGUCAUUCUUGGUUGCUUACCAAAUCACCUCUGUCGCUGUCUGCUUCGGCCCCUCUGCCUCUGCAAUGCUGGAUAAUCUUGUCCUCAUUGCCUGCGUCUGCAUUGGGAUUGCCUCUAUCAUCUACAUCUUCUACUGGAGUCGGCUGGUCGCAUGGCUCCUUGGCCUCGUCAUUCGCUUUCUCUCGUGGUCCCAAGGCGCGUCUAGCAUAUGGGUGUCAAUAGGAUCUAUUCAUUUCUCGCUGUUGAGCGGAAGGAUCCUCUUGAAAGAUAUUCGGUAUCAUUCAAGUAACCAAACGGUCAAGAUCGUCAAAUGUCAAAUUGUAUGGCGAUAUUGGGUACGGAAGCCAUUAUUGGAGGAUGGAGUCAGCUCGGCACUGGGGAGUGAAGAACGUUUCGAAUGGUUUCUGUACAACCGUACAGCUGCCUACGAGAACAUCAUAUCUCAAAUGGCGUCCAAGAGCUCAGCUUACCGCAAGACGCGCAGAAGCUCAACAGAAUGCCGCCAGUCGUUUCAAACGGAUUUCGGUACCCCGAUUCCUCCCCCUUCGUCAGUACUCGGCGCUCUCCAUCUUCGGACUCCGACUUUUCUUCAAGACGCCUUUACUUGGUUCAAGCGCCAACUUCCUACCCUAGACCCUAAGGAAUUAUUGCCCAUCGGUCUAGAUGCUACGAAAGGAGUGAUAAUAUGCGGCAACAACUCGACACCCAAUUUACUUGUGGUGGAAUUCCAGAAGGCAGAAGGCAAUCUUGGAGUAUCCCAGGCACGUAUUGAUUCGGAUAUCGUUCUGGGCUUCUAUCUAACCAUUCACAUUCAGUCGCGGUCGAAGUAUGAUUUGUAUAAGCAGUAUCUCACUCUACGUUUCCAAAACGUUCUCAUUCAGUAUACGGAAAACAAGCAAUAUGGUGACACCAUGCCUGCUAUGGGAGAAAUGAUUAGUGAUCGCGUUCAACAACACGUCAAUCUCGGUCUAUCAUCUUCGUAUAUGACAUUCCAUCGUUUUGGGAAAAUCUGGCGGAAAUUGCGUCUCUACGUGCUUAUGGCCAAGUUCAUUUUGCGGCAAAGUUCCUCCCGGCCUCAGUCCCGCGCAAAAUCCACGAGUGUGGACGAAGACACUCCCAUCGGGCCUGACUUUACUUCUAUGGAGUAUGCUAUCGAACAAAAGAUACUGGAAACGCCAUCCCUCGAAUUGUGCUACUAUGCAGACGUGGCUGGCACCGUGCCUCCGUUCUCUCAACAUCCCGAUCAAGGAGGUUUGGAUGACAUUGGCAACGGUGAUAUAGGGCCUGAAUGGGGUAUCGACCUAGUGAUCAAAGGUGGUUUCAUAUGCUAUGGACCCUGGGCAGAUAGACAGCGGGGUCACCUUCAGCGAGUCUUCUUCCCACCAACGUUCCAUGAUGCUGAAGAGACCCUUCGGUUACAACCUGGAGAUCAACGACUAUGGACAAACAUGAGAAUAUUUGUCGAACUUCGUGAUGCAACUACUCUUCAUGUUCCAUUUCGCGAAGCAUCCAAGAAUUGGCAAUGGGACGGGCUUACUGAAGUCCCCAGUCGACCCAAGAAGAGAGAACCUGCUGUGAUCCGCUUUACUGCAGGAGACAGCUCUACUGUCAACUAUAUGAUGCCAAUGAUCGCAAGUUCUCGCGGUUAUGAACCAACGUUAGAAGUGCACAUUGAUACUCUGGUGGUCACCUCUAGUUUGAAUGACAUAGAACUCGUUACCUCCGAGUCAUGUCGCGUACGGUGCGAACUACCGUCUCCGUUGAAGUGGAACGGUUCAAGAACCUGGGAUAUCGCGGUUACUCUGAGAAAACCGAUUCUGUACCUCCUACGUGAUCAUAUCACCAUGCUUAUCGACCUUGGAAAAGACUGGGCUUCGGGUCCUCCGAGCGACUUUUUCCGCUUCGUUCCGACGGUGUAUUCAUUCCAACUUGAGAUGCAUCAUUUUGAGUUGAACUUGUAUGCAAACGACCAUAAUAUCAUUGACAAGCCUCUGAUCAAAGAGGAAAAUGCAAUCCUGACGAUUCGUGGACCAUCGUUACGGAAUGUGACUACUAUCCCAUCCGAUAUUUUUCGUCCUGAAGCCACAACCAUUGCGUUCUGUGUGGAGGCGCCCAAUGCUUCUCUUACUUUGUCCUUACCUCGAUGGCACACCCAUGCUUUGCACGCUCCUGAGGACGGCAGCCAUAUAGGGGUCCUGGAUCUCCAACUAGAUGGAUCUUACAGAUAUUUCGCAGACGUCCGAGAAAAUAAUGUCGAACAGUUGAAAUUGGUCUUUUUGAUUAGGAAUGUGGCAUACAAAGUUGUAGGGUGGUCGAUUCGAUAUUUCAUGAUCAUCAAAGACAACUACUUCGGAUCCUUUACCCAUUUUUCGACCCUGUAUGAGUAUCUGGAACGAAAGGGUCUUGGCCUUCCUCCUGGGGAUCCUGUCAUGGACAAGUAUCGUAAAGGGCAUGCCAACAUGCUUCAAGUGGACAUAUUUGUGCGAAUGGACCAUGGCUGCGUGAUUUUGCCUGCUGGACUUCCGGGUUACGACAGAUCUUGCACAAUACGGAGUGGUUCGGAUGAAGUUCGUAUCGGACCGUGUCUUGUGCUACACAUUCCUGAGCUCCAACUGCAACUACGAAUGCACGAUUACUUUAUGGAUCUUUCCUUAAAUGUCGGAACCAUAACAGGCUAUAUAGAUUCAAAUUAUCCGGAGAAAGUUCUCUAUACCUCGCAGCCGAAAGCACCGAAUGUCAAGAGUGUACUUUUGAUAGAAGGUCUUGACAUCACGGCUAAUAGACUAUUUGGGCCUGUUCCGCGGACGAUCACAUAUUUUUGCGUAUGGGAAAUUAAAGUGGGCAGUAUCAAAGGCAUCUUGUCAGCUGCAGAGGCAUCGACGAUCACAGAUGCCAUUACUUCGUUUCGCGUGAACUUUUCGGACAUUGCUAACGCACCCGCAGUCGAAUAUGCUUUACCUUCUUACCCCGAUGUGACGUUCGUGAAGGUCCGCCUUUCGAGUGUUCAUGUGACCUGGAAAGCGGGCGAUGCAGCCGCUAUUAUUUCUCUACCCGAAGGUUUACGUCUGGACAAUAACAAUUUGGGUGGUCGCUUUCAUCGCCAAUUGACAAGCAUCCGCGUUCCAGUAGCAUCUGUCAAGAUGUUGCUCCAUAGUUUGUCUAAUCGUUGGCUCGAAGCAGGAGAAACGACACUCGAUGCGUACAUUGAUAUAUAUACGUCGCCAGUCAACUGGAAGAAUCUAGCGGCAGCGCAGGAAUCAUUCGUCACGGAACAAGAUGAUCUUACAGGUCGGGCAGCGAAGAUGAUGGAGCAGUUCAGGCCUUCCGACAUUGGAGAUUCGUCUCACACUUUUCCUGCGCACAGAAAUGGUGUCUGCAUUCCUCAGCCACUGAGUCGAAGCCGAGAGCGUCGUAUGCAUAGGCCUUCAUGGGGAGACAACGCAUACCGGCGUAAGAAUGCGUCUAUAUGGCCUGAUUCUCGACCUCUCUCGGAAUCAGAGGAGGAACUUGCGGUGUCUGAAGCAGAUCGUGAUGCUCGUUUGGCCCAAAGCCGAGUAGACUCUCUAAUGUCACCUGUGCGUGAGGAAGAUCAAGACAUGAGCGACGGCGACGAAUCGGACAACGAAGAUCUCACAGAUGGCGAGUCGUCUGACAGUGAUUGGUUCGAAUUGGAAGAAGGAACGUCUGAUCCUUUGUGUCGGCAAUAUGGUCGAUUUCUGCGACAUUAUGCGGCAAAAUUCAUUGACACACUUGAACUCUGGGAUCAAUCGCCCUUUGUUUCAAUCAAUUCGUUCAAGGCAGAGGCCGCGCCGAAAUAUGCACGGCCCAGAGCCCCACGGUCGUCCUCCAUACACCCGAAUGUUUUUCCAGAUAUGAUCCUCCCGCCGCUUGAUGUCGACGUUGUUGUAAACCGUUGCGUAUGCCGAAAGGGCGUUGAAAUACGUGUUACACCUCUCGUCCUACCUGUGUUGUCCCAAUUAGAGGAGGAUUGUGAGAAAAGUAAACCCAACCCAGAAUUGUGUAUCGAUUCUAUGAUGUCCGGGUAUCUUGGGAGUUUCUCCUCCAAGUCACGUAAAUAUCAGAAGCGCAUCCUUCUCGACGUAGCUGUGCCGUCUCUUCGAUUGCUCGUUUUGCGUCAUCUUGAUCACCCAUCUUCCAAUCCGACCGGCAUUAUGGGCUCGAUUGACCUUCGCUUAGCGGGAUUUUAUGCACGAGGGUUCGUCCAGAGACGAAUAGAGACUUGGACUACAGGCUUCGAUAGCCUUGGUGUCACUCUCGACACGAUUGGAAGGGUUCAAAAAAUGGAAAAGGUUUUUGCAACGAUAUCAACCUCCGACGUGGAUAUCCAUUGGGAUGGUAAACACUUGGAGGCAGAGUUUGGCUCUCCUGGCUGUGAACGUCUCUCAUCAGUGCCCCGAGCGGAAGAUACCAUCAUGGAUCCACUAUCCGCCAUCCAGCCGUUGUAUCUCAUUCAAAGCGGUAUUCCUCACCAGCUGCGAACGGAUGCCACAUUUCGGUUCUUAUUUCACUUGCGAAAUCACCUAUGGUACCUUCAAAAUGAGCGCUGGUUGGGCCUUCCAGAUUCCGAUCGCUGCAUGAAAUUGGAAGAUAUCGUGCCUGAUCUGGAAGCUCGUUUGACGAUCAUAGACCCUGAAGCAUAUCAAACGCAACACUUGGCUCUACUGGAGCCCUUAUUCCCUAGUCUACGCAAGUUCUCAGUAGCGAUCGAUACCAAAAGACUGGGACGUGCUUUCACCUCGUUCACCAUCCGGAUCUUACACGCUUGCGCUCAAGUCGAAGACCCUGAAAAUUCAAACUCUAGCGGUGUGUCCGUACGAAACUUGCUCCUGGCUGCCAAAGUACGAUAUCUCAAUUUAAUCAAUCCCCCACGCAGUCCCUCGGAGAGUGAUUCUGAUGUGUCAAUCGAACAAUAUUCACCUGAUCUCAUACAAGCAUUUUACACCCGAUUCUCUUUGGACGCAACGGUGGUGACCAUAUAUCCACACGUGGUAGGCUUUAUGCAAGCCGUCCUGCGGGUACGGCGUAUGCAAAAGUCGUUCGGUACACGUGAUCGUGGAGACGAGGAGACACGUUCACGCCGAUCAAAGGCCUCAGUCAAGCGCUCCGUAGCAACCACAAAAAUAGAGGUUGAUGCAUUCGUUCAAAGUUUUCGAGUGCAAGCCAUUGCGGCCAAUCUCACAUUUGAAUACGGUCUAAAUUCUCUUCGCUACAACUCCAACAUGAUGUUUGACAGUUCUCAGAAUAUUUCCACCAAUCACUCCCUACUAUUCACCGAUAUUUACAUCCGCGCACGCUCUCCAUCAGAAUCGUCUAUGGAAAACGAUCAAGAUGUUCUUGCUGCUCUAACGCUCAAUGGCGGCAGGUUGAAUACCAUCACUCGCCAGGAAAACACGUCAGCCAUGAAAGUUCGGCUCAUCUUUGCGGCGGACAAACUAAAUUUCACUGUCCCUCGUAGUGCUCUUCGUCUUUAUCGAUUCUUCCAGGAAUGGAGGAACGAUUUCGUUGUAGGGAUCGAGAGCUCUAUCCGAGAGCUCUUGGCCGAAUUGAGAUCCUCCGGCCGACCGACUCCAGUUGAACCUCCACCGUCAUACGCAUCUAUCCUUUUCCAAAUAAAUGGGCAUCUUGGUGCAUUUGGCGUCCUCUUACAGGUGAUGCAUGGUACUUGGUUAUCAUGGGAAAUGAACGACACAACAAUGCACAUGAGCACCACACCACUACUCUCGUCACACAGAUUAUUUGGGCUACAAAUGGGUUCUCAAAUAUUCACGGUGUCUUCCAAAUCAGAUGCUCGUGAUAUUCUACCUAAUUCCAGAGUCAAAUUGGAGCUUCCUUCUUUAUCUCUUACCGGGCGCUUUGAUGGUGCAUGCGUCAGAGCCAUCCUGCUGGCCGAGUUUCUGGAACUGAAAGUAAAACCAUCUCAUUGGGAUACCCUCAUGGCAGUUCAGCAAAAGUUCGGACAGGAUUUCAAUGAUCUGUUGGCACUGGUUCAAGAAACACGGUUAAAACAGUCCCAUUCAGCACCGCGGGAGCCUAUUGCUUCAACCUCACCCACAAAAUUCGUUAUUGCCGUAAAGAUGAAUGGUUUUCGAAUCGGCCUUGAAGGAUUAUCUUCCACGGUCUAUCUUGAGUGUAAAGAUAUCAAUGGCGGUCUUGAUGACUUGUCUGGACGUGCCUGGUUCAUGACACUUUCCGGCCUUGCGCUGUCCUUGGCACCUUUAACAUCACUUGAACCCCACAGUACUUCUUUCAGCAGAGAUCAUCGCUCGGCUUUCGUUACUAUAGACUUCAAAGUUGUGUCAAGGAGCCAAACGGACCAGACUUCUCUUGGUGACAUGCUACAGAUAUCCGUAACCAAGAUCCAUGCAGUCAUGCAACCCAGUUCUAUUGGUGAGAUAGGAGAUUUUAUUGAUGAGAUGCAGGCUGAGAUGUCUGUGCGGAGAGAGCAGCGUGCUCAUGAACUUGCUGCUUUCAAGCAAAAAACCCAGAGCAUCUUGAAGAGCUUCGACGUCAAGGUUCAUGACCUAGAAGUACGAUCAUCCUGGCUCGACAACUAUAGUAUUGAUGUGAACGUCAAUCAUAUCGGGGUGGCUUUUCCUCUUACGCACGAUGAACAACUUCAACUACCAAAAUCAGGCAGUCACGAUUCUAGUGCUGUUCGUGCUUUCCUCUUUUCCAUUGAAUCCCUAAAAUUUGGAACCGAACGUGGAGUUACUGGCGAAGCUCACAUGAAAAACUGCUCUUUCCAGUUUGUUCAAAGUUUCCACCAAUCACUUGCAGGCGAUUUUUCUGGUUCAUCACAUCAAACCCGAAAUCGUCUUGUGUACCCGGAAAUGACUGCCUAUGUCAGGUCCUCAGGUUCCGAAACGUCUCGUCAGAUUACCUUGAAGGCCAAUGUCAGUGGUUUUAUCCUUGACUUGGAUUCAAAUAUUCCGGAUUAUAUUUUUUCCUUGGUUGACGUCUACCGACAAGGCGAGGAGCGCGUCGCGCAGCUGUCAAACAGUUCACAACGUCUAUCUCCAUCCUCCCCUUCCCGCCUUGAUGCAGCGAAAGAGUCAUUUGAACGACGAUCCACGGCCAUUCCAACCUCGGCUUUCUGCGGCUCACUUACAUUUUUGAGCGGCAAAGUGCGGGCAUAUAGCGCGACUGCUUCCAAAUUGUCUCGAGCUAAGGCAUUCACCAAGGGACCAUAUAAUCCUACCGACGAGCAGGUCCUAGGAUUGGGAGCAGAAAUAUUCCGCCUUCCUGUGGUCUCCGUUUGGACGGAAUAUCGAGCAACGCCAACAUCCCAGAAACUCCCCACAACCACAGGUGAUACAGAAGCAUCAAUUUUAGUAUUCAAAAGCACGGUUCACUCAAGCCAAAAUACUCUCAGGCCAACGCUCUUGCCAUUUUUAACGGAAUUGAUCGGCCGCAUAGAAAGCCGACUACGGGAAUCUAGUCGUCGAGAAACACUGUCGCCGACAUCAAGCUCCCUUGUCGCUCCUCGUCCGGCUACGUACGAUACCAAUUCAUCGUCAAGCAUGCAGAUAAGUUUCAGUCUGCGGAUAGACCAAUCUAGAUUGGAAUUGACUUGCAAACCGGAUGUCAAUGUCAUCGCUGGUUUGCAUUGGGAUAGCGGGGGAUUCGUCGUCAAUGUGUCUCCUCGUGCCCACAAUGUGACAUUCACCGGAACGGUAGGCGGUCUCACUGUUGGUUUGCGACAUGGCUUCUUGACCGAAGAUUGCGUCAAUCUGGAUGCCCGUAAUCUUGCAUUUUCGGUUACCUUCUCCAAGCUGAAUGUUGAUGAGACAAGGUCCAUCAGUUCUGUGUCCCUUGUAUUGGAUACCGAGUUCCUCGGCGGCGUACGCUUUUCUCGGCUUCAGGACGUACUUUGUUUCAAGGCCGUUUGGCUUGAUCGGCUUCCUAUGUUCAAUGGGAAGCCAAGUGACGAUAUCGUCAAUGCGGCUCCGAAAUCGAAUCCUGACACUCCCGUUACGGCACAUCGACAAGAAUAUGUCACCAUCAUUCUCCUUCGGAUACGUCAAAUCAAGUUAGAUGUCGAUCUGGGCCAAUCCAUUAGUACUGUCAUUCUUGAUCUCAAAGAUUCCAUUCUACGCACAAAAUUAACUGAAGCCACUCACGAGCUCUCAUUAUCUGUCGGAGAUGUCAUCGUUACGGCUAAAGGAAACGUUGCCGGCAAAGCCAAUGUAUCCAAUUGCGUAUUCCAGACUAUACGCCGAAUCGAGAACCACAUCGAUGACGCUGCCCACAGCCGCAUGUUGGAGCUCAGAAUGACAAGUGGCCCUUUUGUUGUAGUUCUGGAAUCAGAGCACCAGAGGCUAUUGCACUAUAGAGCGGAGCCUAUCGAAAUUGAGGUCUUCGACGACUGGUCACAGAUUCUGUCGCAUUCGGAGGCAUACAAUCGUCCACUCAGUCUAUCAUUCACCGUAGUCAGCCCCGAAAUUGUUGCCGUCAUUACAGUUGGAACCAUUCCGAAAAUCCUGGCAUACGCGAAGAAGUUCAAUGCGAAUCUAGAUGCCCAGCAGGAGGGUGCUAGUCGAGACUCCAAAACUUUCUCUGCCAGUCGAACCACCCAGCCAAAUAAUGCACUGUCUGCCGUUGCUGAGGCGAUGUUACAUACUGCGCGCAACCGCCUCAGUGAAGUAGAGGCUGGUAUAUCGUACAUCAUCCGUCAACACAUGAGUCUACGACUUGAUUUAUUACGUCUCGUCCUGUUUCCAAGGACUAUGGAUGACCUCGAAGCCGCUCAGUUCAUUGGCCGAAACAUCCGUGCGCGUCUGGAUCGUCUCAUUCAGGCGGAUAAGCCAUCUAAGAGGGACAUAUUUCUCUCAUUCACAUCCAUGUCAAUCUCUCGGUUCACUCAGCUAGCGGACAACAACGAAUGGUUAACAGGCCUUUUGAAGGAUGCGUCAGAAGCCACCAUUGUGGGUCUUCCAUCGAUGACUAUGCACAUGGUCAGCAAGGAGAUGCAAGAGGGCUCCAACAAGGUACUCGACUAUGAUUUCCGAAGUGUUUUCGUUCGUCGUACAGGGAUGCGGGACUUCGAGGAUAUCUAUAUCACUCUGAACGUUGGCCUCUAUUCAUGGCUCACCGUUCAAAGAAAAAACUUGACGAGAGAAAUGGAUCAAGUUCGAACAGCUGCAGAGUGGAGGAGUACGCUUACUGCGCCAGUUAAUAUUGCAUCAACUCGCAGGAAGGUUGUCGAUACUCCAGACGUUCCUCGUUCGGCGACUGUUCCACGACCUGCCAGGUCACCAUCUCCCUCGACUGCAGCCCGGUCAGCUUCGGCGGCUACCCCUAGUUUCGCUCCACCUCUAAACGUUCAAAGUACCUCCGCACCCCUGACCGCCGACGAGGAUGUGGACACGUCAGCGGCAGUCUCACUCCCACGAGCACCGCACAAGGAAAUCAUUUAUCGACAUCAUGACAGAUUUAUCGAACGCCUGACUAUGCGCCAACUCGGCGAUGCAACGCCUGAUGUCAUGCAUCCAUUCUUCAUGAAAAAGGCUGGGUUCAGUUUGGAAGAUUCUCUUCCACAAUACGUACAUGAAUAUGCCACUGCUCCUUUGGAGCAGAUCAUGGAAGCUUUGCUCAAAUUGUAUAGUAGGCAGCUUCUAGACAGAGGAGAUUCAGUUUAA